AUGGCCACCGAGGUGGAGAAGGCGCAGACGGCGCAAAAGGGCGGCGACACGCUGUUUGGGAAGAUCAUCAGGAAGGAGAUUCCCGCCAAGAUCAUCUACGAGGACGAUGAUGUUCUCGCGUUCCACGACGUCUCCCCGCAAGCGCCGGUCCAUUUCCUCGUCAUCCCCAAGAAGCAUAUCCCGAGUCUCGAGGACGCUGAGGACAAGGAUGAAGCCCUCCUCGGCAAGCUGCUCCUCACCGCUCGUCGCGUGGCCAAGGAGCUGAAGCUCGACAACGGAUAUCGCACGGUAAUCAACAACGGGAAAGACGGUUGCCAGUCGGUGUUCCACAUCCAUCUACAUGUCCUCGGCGGUCGUCAGCUGCAAUGGCCACCCGGA
Mesorhabditis spiculigera is the source of this 378-nucleotide messenger RNA. Lineage: Eukaryota; Metazoa; Nematoda; Chromadorea; Rhabditida; Rhabditidae. The record is from the annotation of a GenBank genome assembly.